Messenger RNA from Ostrea edulis (European flat oyster), 3736 nucleotides. RefSeq names its product neuronal acetylcholine receptor subunit beta-4-like. Gene Ontology annotation, biological process: monoatomic ion transmembrane transport; nervous system process; chemical synaptic transmission. The record is from RefSeq and is a predicted model, not a curated record. Gene Ontology annotation, cellular component: membrane; neuron projection; synapse. The transcript is spliced from 6 exons. Gene Ontology annotation, molecular function: extracellular ligand-gated monoatomic ion channel activity; neurotransmitter receptor activity; transmembrane signaling receptor activity. Lineage: Eukaryota; Metazoa; Mollusca; Bivalvia; Ostreida; Ostreidae. The coding region runs from base 2210 to 3391 and encodes 393 amino acids.
GUACAAAUAUGCUAAUUUUUGACAUCCAUACAUAUUCAAUCUGGAGUUUGUAAAUGGUUAAUGGAAAUGGGUAGACAUGUGGUAGAAAUAACAUGAACGUUUUGCUUCAUAGAAUGUGGGAAAUGGGUACUGCGUCACUGAAAAUGUUGCUUCGAUUGCAACACAGAAAAGUCUGUUCUGUCGAUUGUAAAGAAUUGUACAUAACAAGUCCUCCCUGAAUAUCGCUAAAUUGUUUGACACGCCUCUUAUAUAGCCUUAUGAAGACACGAUAAAGAGACGUUUAAAGUUUUCAUUAGAUUUUCAAACUUUUGCUGAAUUCAUGUCCUCCAUGCUCACAUGCUAGGAAUCGAUAAUGGAUCCAGAAAAUUUUCAAAGGGGGGGGGGCUCAAAUCUGUAUAUUUUCCGCCCAAGAGGAAAGAGGAAGGGAGUGUGAAAACCCCAAACCUGCAAACAUUACCUUUUUGAAAAACAAUUGCAACCCUGUAACACAACACCCCCACUAGAUCCACCACUGAGCUUCAAGUUUUGGAAUGCCCGAUUACAUGUACAUUGCACGUCAACAAUGUAUUGAUUAGGAGGGAGGGUCUUCCUUUCGCCAUGUUGUUGAUGCAAGCAGAAUAAAGACCAGUUCUAUUCCCCAAAACACCUGGUCCCUGUCGUUUGUUGGUUGAAAAAUAUGUCAAUUAAUUAUAAAUUGAUUUUCAUAUGGACUAGUAUAGAUUUAUCCACUGACUUGUGAGUGGGGCAGCUCUUUUAUCAAAAAAAACAGAAUCAUUCCCCAAGGACUUGCCCAAGGGGAAUGAUACUGAUCUAUAUAUUCAUUAUUAUUAUUGUCUAAUUAUAUGGGGGAAAAGAAAACCAAAUUUCAAUUUCAAGAAGCAUUUAAUUGAUGAUCAACAAAGAACACCCAGGUCAGUUUGUGAGAGUGUGUAUUGAAUUUGAAGUACAUGUAUAUGCUGUAAGCCUAACGUUGCUCAGCUUUGAUAUUACAAUUUUCUCACAGUUUUACUUCUGGUUCUCUCUCUAACUGCUUUUUGAAAAAGUAUAUGGACAAAGGCUCCUCGGUUUUUGUGUGAGUUCUCCGAACGUCUACUCGCCAAAACAACAUCUAAUUAUGUAAGGUGUUGUCUACUACAUGUACUUGCAAUUGACGGACACCUGUGACCUAGAUUGUUCUAGAGUUCAAUGUUUACUUGUUUAGCAGAAAGAUGACGUAAUGAUUGCAUAACUGUGUCGUUGAAGAAUGUACUAGAAAAUUUAUUCUCAUUAUAAAUACACUGAAGUUUUAUGACCGAAAGCUAUGGUUAAACAAGCACUUUACGAAUUUGGUUUAUAUUAGUGAGAACUAGGAGUAUUUAAGAUUUUCAUUGGAAUAUUAACAGUUGAUGUGUGAUUGAUUUUUUUUAGUAGAUUCAGCUCGUCACAGGCUUAAUUAUUGUUCGCCUGUUGUAAGUUAGUACUUUGUCAUAAUUUUCUUUCAAAAAUUGUAAAUAAAUCUUAAUUAUGUGUGACCAGUCGACAGAAGAUGCUCACUCCUCCUAGGCACCUGAUCCCACGUCUGGUAUAUUCAGGGAUCCGUGUUUGCCCAACUCUCUAUUUUGUAUUGCUUAUAGAAGUUAUGAGAUUGAUCACUGUUCGUUAUCUUCACCUUUCAUUGAUGCCCACAAGCUUGAAUGUUUUUCAUUUCAAAAGCUCACACUCCAACUUUACCAAUGAUGUUCGUUGAAGGAUAUGACCAAAUUUUUUUUUACCUCGUUCCUUAAACGUUGCUAAGGUGAAUAAAUGCCAUGUAUGCAUCAAUUAAUAAUUGAGUCUUCGUAACAUUAAUCGAUGAUUUUUUUUAUUAAGAUAAGGAAAUAAGAAGAAUUUUUAAGAAGACCCAAGAGUCAAGGUGUGCCCCAUCAUGUAUUCUAUUGUCAGUCCCAUAUUACUGGAAAACCGCUAUUGUUCUUGGCGACCAUAGUGACCAUAGAUUCAAAAUUAAGAUCGAUUUCGUGAAUCGGAUGACUAAUUAUCCAUAUUUCCAUUACAAAGCCAUUUGUUAUAUCAACAUUAUCGAUGCAUAAAGAUGAAAAGUACGGAAAAUUGUUUCCUAAAUACUAAUGAAUGGAAUUUAAAAUCGUUAUCCGGACUCGGGUUUGUGCAAACAAUCUAUCUUACGAAGGACACGUGAUCCAUCGAUGGAACAAAACACUUGGAAAAUGAAUUUAUGUCAUUCAGCAUUUUCAGGAUGUAUCGCCAUUUUUUCCUAAUUUCAUUGGCCCUGUUUAAAGGAUUUCAUUCUGUCUUGUCCCUCAAUGAAGUGGAUCUGAAGCGAAGUUUGUUGGACCCAACUGUGUAUGAUAAAACAGUCCGACCACGCAUCAACACCACCCACACCGUGAAGGUAGAGGUUGGUUUUACCAAUGUGUUCGUCGUCGAUGUAGAUGAAAAAGGAAGUUCUCUUUCUCAAGCAUGUUACUUAUUCGUUGGUUGGAAUGACGAAUUUUUGACAUGGAACGCCAGUCAAUACGAGGGUAUAGACGAUUUUAUUAUCGAUAUUUCAUCCAUAUGGAAUCCGGAUGUGUCACUUCUUGGAAGAAUGGAGAUUGAUCAAGAAGUGAAGUUUAGUCGAGCAAGAGUGCAGUCCAAUGGCACAGUCAAUACGACAUUUGUAGGACAGCUGAUAACCCAUUGCAACACAGACCCCUCCCACUUCCCGUUCGAUUAUCAGCUUUGCAACAUCAGACUGGACUCUCAAAUUUAUACUAAAUCCGAAGUUGACAUGGAAUUCACCUUCGCAAAGAUGAUACCAGACUACAAAUCAAAUCCGAAUUGGAACACAGCAUACAUUACACGUAACUCUAUUGACAAGCAGGAAAUCAACGUCUGUCUUCAAAGGAAAUCUCUGUAUCUAAGCGCGUUAUACAUGGUGCCAACUACGAUGCAUGCCGUUUUGAUUCUCGUUUCUUUCUUAGUUCCCAGUGAAGCUGGAGAGAAAAUAUCAUUCGGAAUGUCUCUGUUCCUAUCCUUUAUGGUUUUGCUGUUGCAGUUAAAUGGGGAUUUACCUGAGGUGUCAACCUCCAUUCCAGCAUUAGAGAUCUACGUUAUGCUUCACUUGGUGAGUGGGGUCGUUUCCCUGGUUGUCUCCUCCUUCACAGCUUAUAUUAAACAGAACAGCGACCAAUCAGAAUAUCGAAAUGACGCAAAGGUAAAGGACGUAUCCUCCAUCGUUCCAAACAACAAAGGCAAACCUAACAAUAAAAGAAGAACGAACAUAUGCGAACGACUCAGAUCCGAGAUAUUCCUCAACCGACUUGGAUUUGUUUCGUCCUUCAUUCUGAUUCUAGCAGCUAACUGUGUAAUGUUAAAUGCCAAAGUGGUAUCGACGGAUUGUGGUCAUCUCCUUUGAUAAACAUUGUCUAUUAGUGUGUUGUAAUUGGGGGUGAUCAUAAUGAUCGUCCGCUUACGAAUGGUGAUUGUAAGUGGAUUCCAAUGCACACAAAGCGAAAAAACAUAGCUAAAUAACGACACCAGGAAUAACUCUUCUGUCUAUAUCCCGGUAAUGUAGUUUAACAUAUCAUUCACAUUUGCGUCAUCACAAUUCCAUUAUUGAGUGGUAACUAAUCAUCCAUUUUAGCUGAUGAAUGUUUGUACAAACAAUUUGAAAUUAAAACAAUUGUCAAUCACAUGGAGUAAACGAAAUAUUUCUGCCUCAUGAAAACUAAAUGUGAAAAUAAAGAAUUACAGACAAUUA